CGUGUCCUGGGACCCUGUUUAUUUAACAUUCCCAGGCAAGGAAACCCUACUUUAAAAAAAAAUUACACAUGCGGUCUAUCUAUAUCAGAUGAAGAAAUGAGUAUGGGAUUUUAGAAAUUUCUUUGUUUACACUCUUAGCUUGGAUUAUGAGUUUGCAAAAUGCCUUUCCUUUUGGGCCUGCGACAGGACAAAGAAACCUGCAUAGGAAUCAACAAUCAGAGUUACAGUUGUGAAACAGGCCAUUGCUGUGGACAGUCUCAAUGCUGCAAUUACUAUUAUGAACUCUGGUGGUUCUGGCUAGUAUGGACGAUCAUCAUCAUUUUAAGUUGCUGUUGUGUUUGCCACCACCGACGCGCCAAACACAGACUUCAGGCACAACAAAGGCAACAUGAAAUUAACUUGAUUGCCUAUCGCGAAGCUCAUAACUACUCCACCCUGCCAUUUUAUUUCCGAUUUUUGCCAAAUUAUUUACUACCUCCCUAUGAGGAAGUGGUGAACCGACCUCCAACCCCUCCCCCACCAUAUAGUGCCUUACAUCAGCAAUGCAUUCCACCUGGCAAUGGCAAUACAGCACCAGAUACAAGAAACCUACAGCCAGCUCAGGCAGGCACUCUGUCAGGAGCAGGAAGCAAUAAUGGAAAUAUGGACAGCACUGCCUCCCCAAGCAUCGGACAUUCUGAAUCCUCCAGUCCACUAGUUGAGCGAUCAACCGCCAAACCAACAUGUGGUGAGCCAGGGAAUUCCAACAGCAGGGUGGAAUUAGAAGAUGCGGCUGACCAUGUAUCCACUUCUGAUAAGGAGUCAGAAUGCAAGGAAGAAUUGCUUAAGGAUUACAACUCAGAAAGCUUAGAUCACAACAGUGCUUUUUCUGAUGCUAAAGACAAGACACCAGGCAGACACCGAAGGUUCACCGGGGAUUCAGGCAUUGAAAUCUGUAUCUGUAACCAGGACCACCAUGAUAACGAUCUCAAGGAGUUAGAUGGGUUCAUUGAUGAUGGAUCCAUGGACUUCUGUGAUAGUUGCAGUGGCCAUCCUCCCCAUGGAGAUGAGGAAGAAGGGCUUUUCAGUGCUUCAGAUGAACAGCACGGAGAACACAACCACCACCACCUCCCCAGACAACCUGUGUGUGUGCUUCUGAACACCAUAAAUGAGCAGGACUCCCCAAACUCUCAUGCCAAUACAUCUCCCAGCUAAAAUAACAAAAUCAGAAGGGAAGAUCUACAAAAAAGAUAAAUAUAACCAAAAACAAAUUGGUUCAUCUUUUUCUUCAGAUGUAACUAUGGGAAUAGCUUAAAAUCUGUGGAGGAGGGGGCAGUUUAGGCUUUUCUUCUUCUUUUUGUGCUAAAUUGCCUCUCCUGUCCUCUGACUGGUUGGGGACUUGAUUCAAAGUGUGAUCAUUUACAUAUAGAGAGAAGAAAAAACUUCCUAUUGCUGAUUUUGGUGACGGUUUAUUUGGUUGGUUGUCACCUUAAACAUUUUCAGGAUCUGCUUUAUUUUUUGAUCAGAAACUUCAAACGUGUGAGAACAAGGAGUACUAGUGUUUAACACCCCUCCCCCCACUCUUAUUAGUGUAUUCCCCCCACCCCCGUUUUCAGGUGUCUUCCCAAAAGCCUGUGGCAUUUGAUGGCCCUGGCAAUAUAUUUAGGUAGUACUAUGGAGAAGUUGAAAUGAAUUCCCAGAAGAGUGUGGGUUGUUACAGUUUCUUCUUUUAGUCAAUAGAAUGCUCUAAUCUCUGAUGCAUUUUGAUUACAGCAGUCUGUAAGAAAUGUUUUCUUCUUGAAGCUGGUAAAGGACCAGUUUCUUCUAAAAACAAAAAAGUUGUUAGCCUGAAACAUAGCGUUUAUGCAAGAGGGGGCUGCAGACGUAGCCAUUUAUUUUAUUUUUAAGGCAAAUGUGUAGCUAUAAGUUGAGACUCCUUGCAGAAGGUCUCCUUUUCCAGUACUUGGUCUUUACAUAACUUGCAACUAGUGUGCUGCAAUGCAAAAGGGCAGGGGCUUUGCAAUUUCAGACCAGCACAGUAGUUAAAAUGACAAAACCAAAACACACAAAAGAACAGGGCUGUCUUCAGGUGCCUUCAGGUUUCAGCGAUGCUUUUUGAACAAAUGGGGGGGGGGAGAUCAAUCCACUGCAAAAGGAUAAUUUGCAGAGUUAAUGUGGAAGACCUGUGCAGUAUUUUCUUUUCUUAGCCCAAAAGUUAGUAUGAUUCUAACAAGUGACCACUUAAAAGAACUGAGUGUCUGUGUUUCGCUCUCUUGAUAGCGGCAACAGGCUACUGUACAAUGUCUGUGAGUGUGUAUGUGUGUCUGACUGCAGUAUAUGCAUGUGUGUUUCCUACAGGUAAUACGAAAUUUGCUGCUGUAAGACUGCAGAAAAAAAAAACUGUUUUGCUUUAACCAAACAAUGAACCUUUUGUUAGUAACAACACCAAAGGGAAGGGGAAGAAACUCAAACAACUGAAACUAACAUUCCUCGGAGUGUUCCUGUGGAAGAGACCAAGCCUUGGUUUCUAUAUUAAGUGUGAUGGACAUAUCUUUUUAUUUUCCCCUUCCCCUCUUUCUUGAAUUACGGUUGUCUGGGUCAUUUAUUGUUAUAAAAUAGACUUUCAGAUUUGAUUGUUUGAAACCAAAAUCAGUUUGAAAUAUGGUGUAAACCCAAAUAUAAUGCCUUUUUUUCUGAUAAUUCCUUGUGUCUCAUUUUCUUUGGGGAAAGAUAGAGCAAACAAAUGUCAUAAUGAAAAAUGUUGUUUGUUUUGUUUGUUUACACUUAAUCCAUAGAAUUAACACAGUAAUGUAAACACAAUUUUAUGCUUCACAGAAUAUACUAUUAGUAGUUGGUGUCUAUGUAUAUACAGCUAUACAGUGAAAAUACCAAUAGAAGCCAGAGCUGCUCCUUUUCACUAAACUUCUUCCCAUCUUGCUUACUACCAAGGUAAGACAGGACAAUUAAGCAGAUAUCAAAUGUCUUACUUUUGGAAGAUUAUUUUCCAUUUAUAAACUCUGUUGGAAUAGGUAAGAAACCUGGUGCUCCUUCUUUUAAUAUUUGUUCAUCAAUUAUCAGAAUCCCCACUCUAACUUGAUGGUUUGAACUGCAUAACACAGAAUUGCUUGGUGAGGUUGAGCUUAAUUUUAGAUCUGGAAAAAUCUAGAUAGAACCUCACUAGUUACCAUGUUUUAUACACUGUAUAGCUAAUGAAUGGAAAUGGACGAUUAGGCUAGGUAGAAUUUUGAGUGAUUUUAUUUGCAUGAUAGCUGUUGUACAUGCUGGUUCUUUGGUGCAUAUGUGUGUGCACCUUAGAUGCACAUUUGGUGUUGAUUCUGCCUACGCUAUCAUGGGACCCUGGUACCAUAUCCAGCCAUUUUAUGCAUACCUUGCACCUCUUCACUUGGCCCACUUAAUUAAGAGAGCAGUACUGGAGAGAAACAUGACCUAAUCUGUAAAACAAUAUGGCACUCUGGCAAUUUGCAAAACUUGAUUCUAGUUCUUAAUAGACCAUAAUUAUUAUACCUUAUGUUAAUUGUUAUAUUUGUAGGCACAACAUUUAUGCAGCUACAGUACAAAAUGAGAAAGUGAAAUUGUUGUUUGAGGAAAUGCAUCAUCCAGUGAUCUAGGAGUUGAGAUUGGCCAUGGCUUAUUGGUCAAGUAGACGCUGGAUCUCAAAAACAUGGUUUCUGUUACAUAAUAUACGUUGGGGUGAUCUGUGAACUGGAAAGCAAGAUGAGAAGCAUAAUAGUGAUAGUUCUUCCAGAUAAUGGGUAACCUUCAUUUCUGUGUGGAUAGCAUACCACAGUUACAUACUUAAUAUUGUGUUACUAGAAUCUUGUUUCCUUAGCAUAAUGAUGUAACAGAUAUAGUUCAUAUCUGUUAAGUGCAGCAUAAUGAUGGUUUUGAGGUACUUCUUCCUGCAUCAUAAGUAAAAAGAAUAUUCACUGUACUUAUGAUAUUCUGGGUCCUACACAGUUUUCUGUGUUUUCUUCCCCAUUAUGUACAAAUUAUUUACUGUACAGGUAAAUUUUAAUGUUGUAUUAUUUGCAAAACAAGUAAUUUCUAAUAAGUAACUUUGUCAUAGAUCAAAAUAUUUGUAACUCUCUUAGUCUGGGAGAACAAGUUGCAUAAUAUUUUGAUGUGUUUUCUUCCAAAAAUAAAAGAAAUCAUCCUGCAGGACCACUUCUAAAUCAGACAAAAGUUUGCUAAUCCAGCAUCCUUUUUCCUACAGCAUUCAGCUGCAUGCUUUUGGGACUGCUCACAAACUGGUUUUGAAAGCAGCAGUCUUUCAUAGUUUGUUCUGAAUGGAAUAGUAUCUGUAAUAAUGGAAGUUCCAUAUAGCAAUCAUGACCAAUGGGCCUUAAUGGACUUAAUUUAUGCAAUGUAUUUGUCUAACAUGGCCUUUCUAAAUUGGUACCAAAAUAUUAUUUUUGUUUAGCAGUAAAGAGAAUGAAAUCCAACAAUCUUCUUUUAUAAAAACAUGACAUAUUCACUAAUGAUGGCAACAUUUAUGGGAUU
This is a messenger RNA of Candoia aspera, 4500 nucleotides long. It is a transcript of the gene WBP1L, whose product is annotated as WW domain binding protein 1 like. The record is from RefSeq and is a predicted model, not a curated record. Bases 160 to 1194 code for a protein of 344 amino acids. Lineage: Eukaryota; Metazoa; Chordata; Lepidosauria; Squamata; Candoiidae. The transcript is spliced from 4 exons.